Molecule: messenger RNA, 1050 nt
Organism: Drosophila montana
Lineage: Eukaryota; Metazoa; Arthropoda; Insecta; Diptera; Drosophilidae
Exons: 3
Coding region: 16-993 (325 amino acids)
Source: RefSeq, a predicted model, not a curated record
ACACCAAAAACCAAAAUGAAUAGCUACAUUGCAAUUGUCUGGCUCGUUGCCUUAGUCGGGGUGGGCGUGCAGGCGGCAUCUGUGGCCACGCCCAGCUGCGGUGCUAGCACCUCCUCGAAGGACAUCAAGCUGGUGAAUCCCACGAAUCCGCCACGCGAAUGCGAAUACCAUAUCAAUGCGUACAGCAAAUAUGUCUGUCAGCUGCGCAUCGACUUUAUCCUGACCCUGGCCCAGCCGGAGCUGCUGGAGUCGCCGCUAACGGGCCUGAAGACGGCGGAAUGCAGCGUCGAUUACUUUGAGGUGAACGGCCUGCGGCUGUGCGGCGAGGAGGUCUGGCAGCACAUCUAUGUGCCCUUCAAUGCCAGCGCCGGUGUCUCGCGCAUCGAUCUGCUCAUUUCGCUGGCGAAUCGUGCCGGCGGCUCGUCCCUGCCGACGCCCAACUGGGACAUGGUUGUCACCCAGCUGGAGUGCCCGGCCGGCGCCUCAGUGCGCGAUCUAUUCUCCUCAAGUGAUGAGCGGCAGGCGCGCGCCACUUCGUUCGACGAUGGCUUUCUGGUCGCACCACCCGGCUGCCUGCAGUACUUCCCGCAAACCAAGGGCGUCGUCAAGUCCUUCAACUAUAACGAUGGCCAUGGCGUCUAUCCAUCGCACCUGAACUAUGCCAUCUGCUUCCGACGCACCACCCAAACCUCGGCACUCACCAUUCGCUCGUAUUUCUUCCAUGUGGGCGCCGAGAGCUCGGCCAGCACUUUGUUAACGGACAACUCCUGUUAUCGCAGCGGCAGCUCCAGUGUUACCAACGCCGAUUUCCUUAUGGUGCCACAGGCCAAGCUCGUGGAUAACAACGAACGCGCCACCUACUUCUGUGGCGCCACGCAGAACGAUGUGGUCAUCAGCAGCAACAACCCUGGUCCUUUGCUGGUGCUUUUCAACAGCGAUGAAAUCUACGACUCCAACGAUGCGGGCUUUGCCUUCACCUACACGGUCGAAUAGAGAGAGCUUUUUCUGAUUCGAAAAUCUGCUUAAUAAAGUUGUAAACCCUUUAAAUGC